CUUCACUAGCUGACUAUACUGCUUCAGAGCUGAUCCAAUCCAACAGCAUACCUGAGAAAUGAAUUAUGUCAAUGAUUCAACAACAGAUAUCUGGACUACAGAAGAUACGUCUGCAUAUGACCAAGACGAUUAUGAAGGCAUAUUCGAUAGUGGCAUAUGUGAUAAAAGUUGGGUCAGAGACUUUCGUGGCUACUACGAACCCCCUCUUUACUGGAUCAUCUUUGUAAUAGGAGCUCUGGGCAACCUGCUCGUUGUGUGGAUCUACACCACCGUAAGAAACCGACUCAAAACCAUGACGGACGUCUACCUGCUGAACCUGACGAUCGCCGAUCUCCUCUUUCUCGGCACGCUUCCGUUUUGGGCCACGGACGUCACGAGCGGGUGGGUGUUCGGCCCCGUGACCUGCAGGGGAGUCCGUGCUGUGUACAAGAUCAACUUCUUCGCGAGCAUGCUUCUGCUCACUUGCAUAAGCGUGGACCGAUACAUAGCGAUCGUCCGUGUAACCCAAGCUCACAACUUUAAAAGCAGGAGGAUGUUCUACAGCAAGCUGGCCUGCCUGUGUGUCUGGGUGUUGUCUUGCCUUCUGUCACUGCCAGAGAUGAUCUUUGCUGAUGUGAAGAAACCCCAGAAUAGUCUAUCCUCGUGCAGCAUGGUCUAUCCCUCAGACGACCAAAACCUCACCAAAGUCCUGGUGUUCUGUUUGCAGAUCUCUGUCGGCUUCUGCUUCCCACUGCUGGUCAUGGUGGUGUGCUAUUCAGUGAUCAUCCGCACCCUGCUGCAGGCUCGCAACUUCGAGAAGCAUAAAGCGUUGAGGGUUAUCUUCGCAGUAGUGGCGGCGUUCGUCCUCUCCCAGCUGCCGUACAAUGGGCAUUUGGUUAUGGAGGCAGCACAGGCUAAUAAUGCAACCAUGCGAAAAUGCGAUGAGCUCAAGGCCUUUGAUGUGGCCGGGCAGGUUGUGAAGAGUCUGGCUUAUACCCACUGCUGCCUCAACCCCAUCCUGUACGUCUUUGUUGGCGUACGCUUCCGGAAGGAUCUGCUACAUCUGUGGCACUGCUUGGCCUCAGGAAGUAAAGACAAAGUGAAGACAGUCCCCAAGAGGCCGUCUGUCAUGUCUGACACCGACACCACUCCGGCACUGUCUUUGUAGUCUGUUUUUGCGGUCUAUUGUCCAUCUGAUUUUGAUUAAUCCAUCACAGAUCCAUAUCGACCAACAGGUCACCUAGACAUUGCAUUUUAACCACAAUUCUCAGAUUAUAAUGCAUUGUAAAGCAUCAAUGGCUGCAUAUCAUCACAUCAUAUCACCGAAGACAGUAUAUACAAUAUCCAGUAUUCAUAAAAACUAUAUAUUCACACAGUUCAGCUGACUAUUUCUCAUGUAUCUUUUAAUAAAUGUCAUUUUAGGGGGAAUACCAAGUAUCUCAACACAAUCACUGUGAAUUUUGUAAAUAAACCUGCCAAAGUGUUUGUAAAUGUACUAAACAUACACUGACCUCAUCAUUAACGUUAUCAUUUUUUUCCAUUGCAUUUUUUUAUAUUGUCUUUUUGCAUUAAGUUUAAAGCUCUUAUUUUGUUGGAAAAAUUGUACAGUUUGUUAACAAUUUUACUUUGAUCUUUUCAGCAUUUUGUAU
Trichomycterus rosablanca is the source of this 1628-nucleotide messenger RNA. RefSeq names its product chemokine (C-C motif) receptor 9b (gene ccr9b). Gene Ontology annotation, biological process: G protein-coupled receptor signaling pathway; immune response; calcium-mediated signaling. Bases 59 to 1147 code for a protein of 362 amino acids. Gene Ontology annotation, cellular component: external side of plasma membrane; membrane. The transcript is spliced from 3 exons. NCBI's taxonomy places the organism in Eukaryota, Metazoa, Chordata, Actinopteri, Siluriformes, Trichomycteridae. Gene Ontology annotation, molecular function: C-C chemokine binding; C-C chemokine receptor activity. The record is from RefSeq and is a predicted model, not a curated record.